Molecule: messenger RNA, 555 nt
Organism: Puccinia triticina
Lineage: Eukaryota; Fungi; Basidiomycota; Pucciniomycetes; Pucciniales; Pucciniaceae
Exons: 3
Coding region: 1-555 (184 amino acids)
Source: RefSeq, a predicted model, not a curated record
AUGUCGAAUAGGCUCACGGACUUAACCAACUACGCCAGAUCAGCAAUGACGGGGAGGACGCCAACAGAACCUGGCCAAGAACCGCAACCGGUGCCAGCCCAGUCUCAACCCAAGCAACAAAGUCGCCCAGAAGAGACCGGAGGAGGAAGCAAGGAGAAGAACAAAGCCCCUAAGAAGACGAUCCCAGCGUCGGACCGCGAAACCAGGUCGUCAUCAAAAGCACCAGCGGAGCCGACCUCCACGGGCGGGGAUCGACCAACUCCUAUGGAAGGUCCGUCGACCAAGAGCAGUGGCUCAGCAAACGAGGGAACUGCCGUUGCAGACCGCUACAGAUCCCUGUUAGGAGAUAAACCAAAGGGCUACAACCCUGCCACAAGCCUCAUUGAGACCGACGAGGUAGAGAUGUUAACCCCACCAGGCCAAAUGGAGACCGAGACCAGGAUCAAAGAACGGAUGGUCCAAAUGAUCAACCGGGCUCUUGCAGCGGAGGACGCCGGCGAUCUUGAUUGGGCAGCAAGGUUCUUCAACAUCGCUGAAGGUCUUGUCAGCUCUUGA